Molecule: messenger RNA, 3759 nt
Organism: Penicillium paradoxum
Lineage: Eukaryota; Fungi; Ascomycota; Eurotiomycetes; Eurotiales; Aspergillaceae
Product: protein kinase family protein
Exons: 1
Coding region: 1-3759 (1252 amino acids)
Biological process (GO): protein phosphorylation; mitotic DNA damage checkpoint signaling
Cellular component (GO): cytoplasm; nucleus
Molecular function (GO): ATP binding; protein serine/threonine kinase activity
Source: RefSeq, a predicted model, not a curated record
AUGGCCAUCUCUGUUCCCAACACUUGUAGCCCGCGGCUGGCUUUUCUGGACGACCAAGGCCCUCCCCCAAAGCAGAGCAUGUGGCACCGAUUGGGGUUGCGAAAAUUAUGGCAGGGCCGCGAUGAUCGAGACACAUCUGGGGAGAGUCAAGAUGAGAUUUCUCCCCCUUCUUCUGACCACUCGCGCGCCAAACAAGACAACCUGACCCGUCGAAUCUCGCGAAAGGUCGGCGUUGGUCUUCCACGAACGCACUUCAAACGACAGAGUUCCGAUCUCGAGCGACUGGCUCCCCGAGAGCCUGAUCACCGUCGUGCCCUCUCCGCCGACCGCCGCCCCUUGAGCUCCGAAAGGACCAGGUCUCCACCGCCAGCCGUGGGCCCCAGACAAUCUGCGCCCGAGGUUCAGUGGCUCGGCCCGCCCACAACCACCGAUUUCGACGCCCCCGACCUCGAAUCCGAAAGCGAUGCCCCGAUCGACGAUAUCGCCGACUGGAACCCCUAUCCCGAGAUGAAGGCGGAUACGUUUGAUGACCCGGAUGAAAUAAUUGAUUUGGAUAUGGAGCUGGAACAGCGGUGGAUUUUAAACCUGAGCAUGCACUUCCGGGAUCGCUCAGAGCGGGAGAAGUUCUUCGUGACAUACGCAGAGACCCCGAACCGAUGGCGCCGAGUCACCAUUUCCUGCGACUACCACAAUGCACCACCCGAUUCGUUGGAGGGAGAGCUGAAGGAGCUGCGGUAUCAGCGCGACAAGUGUGCGAAGAUCUACGAAUCGAUUCGCGAAUCCCUACUCGCAAUCCAGUUCUACGAAGGUGUUACGAACCUCCGACUCGAGACAAGCGACGGCCGCCUCCACGUUCAUGUGACGGAAGACGUCAACGAAACAAUUCCAUACCCGCCCAUUUCCAGUAUCAGGCAUUUGGAUGGCGCCCCAUGGAUUCCCGAGCACUUGCUACACUUCGAAUCCCAUUUAUCCGGCUUUGUUUACAAGAUCAACUUGAAUGGUCGUUUCUAUAUCAAAAAGGAAAUUCCCGGUCCGGACACUGUGGAUGAGUUCCUUUACGAGAUUAACGCUUUGCAUGCGCUGAAAGGCCGCCCUAGCGUAAUCCAGGUGGAAGGGAUCGUGAUCGAUGAAAUGCGAGGUGUCGUCAAGGGUUUGCUGAUCAGCUAUGCCGAACAGGGUGCACUGGUCGACAUUCUAUAUGAGCAACGCGGGAAAACGAGCUUUGCACGACGCGAGCGAUGGGCCAAGCAGAUUGUCCAGGGUCUCUGCGAGAUCCACGAAUCGGGCUAUGUACAGGGCGACUUCACGCUGGCGAACAUUGUGGUGGAUGCAGAUGACAAUGCGAAAAUUAUUGAUAUUAACCGCAGAGGAUGCCCAGUUGGAUGGGAACCGCCAGAAAUCGCCGCUAAGAUUGAGAGCAACCAACGCAUCUCCAUGUAUAUCGGGGUCAAGACCGAUAUCUUCCAACUGGGCAUGACCCUGUGGGCAUUAGCGAUGGAAGAGGACGAACCUGAGCGACAACCGCGACCUCUUCGACUCGGCGAUGAUGCAAGAAUCCCGGAUUACUUCCGACGCAUAGUGGAUAUCUGUUUGAGUCCGGUGCCGCGCCACAGGCUCUCUGCGAAAGAGCUUCUGUCCAUGUUUCCCCCACUACUGGCAACAAGGGCAUCGACGCCAGCCCGGCCAGUGGAGGUGAUUGAUAAUGAUCCUCGACAUUUGUCAGUCCGAAAUGACUGGGUCCAGCCUCGGCCCACUGGGCUUAGGCUGGCAUCGCCAGAAGACAUGAUGCCGCAAGAUGAUGAUUAUUACCCCCGAAAGGAGUUUUUGGAGAACUCCUAUGGCGGUCUGCAGCACCCCAUCUUACCUGAACACCACGAUCUCGUCAAGCGAUCAACAAUAACUCUUGCAGACUCCAAUGAAAAAACGGGAUUCUCAUCUAAACCAUCCUCUUCCUCCACUUUGAAUCAUCACGAAUCCCAUAACCAUGACACAUACAUGGACCUCCCUGGCAAAUCCAAUGAUCAAUCGCUACCCAGCCCGUCCUACGACAAUCAAAACCAGGAAGCUGCUUCGAUUGCCCAGACCAGGUCAGUAGGCAACGGCUUCCACGACUAUCCCAUUGAUCCGCCAGCCUACCUGGACGAACCUCAGCAUCUCGAAAAUGUCACCCCGAACAACCAACAAGAAGCACCCAAUGGACCAAUCCAUGAUCACCCCCCAACUUGGAUCGGCUCUGUAAUCACCACACACGCAUUCCCCGCUACCAGAUACGUUUCUGGAUCGCAAAUUCAGGAAAGUCAGAAUCAAGAAAGUCCAAGAGCCGAUGACAUGUGUGACCUCGAAACCUCGGCUUUACCCAUCAAUCCUACUUUGUGUGAUCCCGUCACUCUAACGAUGGCCAAGAGCGCAACUUCCUCAAGUGUUCCGUCUUCGAUCAAACCUCCCAAGCAGGACAAUACGGAUCGAUCAUACGAAAAGACAGUCAAUGAUGAGAUUGACCUCGAAUCCUCAGUUUUGCCUCUUAGUCCUACUUUCCGUGAUUCCGGAAGUUUUCUCAACUCUCCGAAUGCCCCUCCAUCGUCAAGUUCUUCUUCUCCUGAGCUUUCAAAGCAGAAACGUGUGGAUUUACCACAUGCAAAUACCUAUAUCAAACCUAAGCUUACCGAAACUUCCUCUACAACAUCAUGUCUGUCCCAUUCGGGAUUGCCUAUCAGCCCUGCUUUCCGUUCUUCUGGAACUCCCAUCAGCGCUGAAGGCAUUUCUUCGACACAGGGUCCUUCAUCUGUCCAAUUGCCGAAGCAAGAUAAUGUGGAUCAGCAAUAUCAAAACGCCGUCAAAAUCAGCCCCAUAUCCACACUGCCAUCAGACUCAACAUCCCCCGAACCUCUCUCAAGAUCGCCUAUCAAUCCUACCCUCAUUCGUUCCUGGCCUUCCAUAGACUUUGAGAGCUCCCCUCGCUCGACAAAGGCUUAUAUCGAACCGCCAAAGCAGGAGUCUGCGUAUCUCCCACCAAAAGCCUCUGGUAUUGAGCUCAAAUUUACCGAGCCAUCGCCCGCAACAUCAUCCUUGUCCCAUUCAGAUUUACCUAUGAGCCCUACCUUUCGUUCUGCCGGUGCUUUCCCCGACGCUCUAAGUAUACCUUCAUCACAGGCCUCUUCUCCUCACCAAACGUCAAAAGAGGAGAACGCGGUUUCGUCACGCACAAGCGACCUCAAAUCCACAUCUCCUGUGCCAUCACCCCCUCCCUCACCCCGCUUUUCUUCGGCAUUGCACAUGUCGAACCUCCGCCACAGAGGGGCAUCCUUUGGUUCUAUAGGCCCACCAUUCGCAAGUCCAUCUGUUGUUGGCAUUGGUUUGCUAAGACGCCCAUGGGAUCAAUCACCUGCAAAUAGUGCAGAUGGUCAUCUCACACUGACUCGGCCAUCAAGUCCAACCUCGUCCCUUGGUAAUUCCCAGGCUCCCGUUAAGGCUUCGAACCUCCUUACACCGGCGACAUCCUUUCACAUCGAACCUCAGGGAAAUGCAACAGUGGACCCCUUCAUCUCGAAGCCCCCUGAUGCCAAACCUAUAUGGACCAGUCUACCAGACCUAAAUCCAAACCUGCUGAAUUCGAAGUUGCCUAUCAGUCCUGCACAUACGAACUCAAGGCCCACUUCCAUAUAUACCGAAGCAAGGAUAGCAUACACUCAUGGCUCACCGUCAAGUCAGGCCAACCCGAGCCAUUUGACCCAGGCAGCUCUUUCGUCGAAACGCCACUAG